GGCGCGGGGCACGAUGUUGUGGCGGAGCGGGGAAAAUGGCGGUUCCGGAGAAGCGGAAUCAGGAUGUCUGUCAUCUUGGCGCCAGCGGUAGCCAGGAGACUGCGGGCAGCGCUAGGGAAUGCCACCGCUUCGUCGAGGGCUCCAUCGUCAGGAUCUUCAUGGAGAACUUUCUAACAUACGACACCUGUGAAGUACAUCCAGGACCCAAUCUGAACUUGAUUGUAGGGGCUAAUGGAACAGGAAAGUCAAGCAUUGUUUGUGCCAUCUGUCUAGGACUGGCUGGAAAGCCCUCUUUCAUAGGGCGAGCUGAUAAGGUUGGUCUCUUUGUAAAGCAGGGAUGCUUGAAAGGUGUAGUAGAAAUUGAACUGUCUAAGACACCUGAAAAUAUUGUCAUCACACGAGAGAUUCACGUGGUGAACAAUGCGUCAGCAUGGUUUAUCAACAGAAAGCCAACAACCCUGAAAACAGUAGAAGAGCAGAUUGCAGCCUUAAACAUCCAGGUGGACAAUUUGUGCCAGUUUCUUCCUCAGGACAGAGUUGGAGAAUUUGCAAAACUGAGUAAGAUCGAGUUGCUUGAAGCCACUGAAAAAUCCAUUGGCCCUCCAGAAAUGUACCAAUUUCACUGUGAACUGAAAAACUUCAGGGAAAAGGAAAGAGAACUAGAGAACUUGUGCAGAGACAAAGCUAACUCUUUGGAGAAGAUGAAACAGAGGGUUGAACGAUACAAACAAGAUGUUGAGAGAUACCAUGAGCGCAAACGCCAUCUAGACUUAAUUGAGAUGCUUGAGAGGAAAAGGCCUUGGGUGGAAUAUGAAAAUGUUCGUGAGCAACAUGAAGUACUGAAACAAAUCCGAGAACAAGCCAAGGAGGAGCUGAAGAAUCUAAAAGAACAGCAGUCCCCAGUGACAAAAAAAAUCCAAGAAACUGAAGAAUCUUUAAAGAGUCUGGAUAUGAAAAUAAAACAUAAGGCUGCUGAAAUCAAAGACAUUUCUCAGAAACGUAAACAGAAACAAGAUGCUUUGGACAUGAAAGAUAAACAAAUUGAAGAAAUUCAUCAAUGUCUGAGAAUGAAAAAGGAUGAAGAAAUGGACAGACAGAAGAAAAUACAGCACACUCGCAAGAUGAUAGAGGAGUGGAAGAAUGAGCUCAAUACAAUGGCAGACUGUGAGAAUCUUCAGCCACAAACUGAUGCAAUUAAUAAUGACCUGAAAAAGUUACAAGAAGAAAGGGCAAUUAUUGAUAGUGAUAUCACUGAUCUAACAGCAGAUAAAGUGAACCAAGUGAGGGAAAAGAAGAGAAUAAUUGAUCGCCUUGGACAACUUAAUAAUGUAAUGAAUAUGAAGGAAGAGAAUCUUAAAGGGAGAUUCAAAGACACACACUCUGCUCUUAUGUGGCUGAGAGAGAAUAAAGAAAAGUUUCAAAAAAGAGUUUGUGAACCCAUGAUGCUUGAAAUCAACGUGAAAGACAACAAACAUGCUAAAUAUGUUGAAAAUCAUAUUUCAGCCAAUGACAUGAGGGCUUUUGUUUUUGAGAGUCAACAAGAUAUGGAAAUCUUUCUUACGGAGAUGCGUGAUCAUCAGAAACUAAGAGUGAAUGCUGUAUGUGCACCUGCUGAAUCAUGUGCUGAAAACUUACCUUCGAGACCUAUUGAAGAAUUACACCGAUACGGAUUUUUCUCAUAUUUACGAGAGUUAUUUGAUGCUCCUCAUCCUGUGAUGAGUUAUCUUUGCUCCCAGUACCGUGUUCAUGACGUCCCUGUGGGAACAGAGAAGACCAGAAGCAUGAUUGACAGGGUCAUACAAGAAACCAAACUUAAGCAGAUAUACACAGCAGAAGAAAAAUAUGUUGUUAAGAUAUCUGCUUAUACAAAUCUACCCCUCUCUACCAACAUAUUUGUGAGGGCAGCACAGUUUCUCACUAGUUCAGUGGAUACAGAUGAAAGAAGACAGUUGGAAAAGCAGCUACAGGAUAUCAAUAAUACAUUAAAGACAUUGGAUGUGCGUUUGACUAACUCGCUGGAGAAACAGAAGCAUUUGGAACGCAAAGACAAUGAGCUCAGGCAGCAGAAGAAGGAAAUCUUAGAGAAAGGAAACAGGAGGAGGCAACUGGAAUCAAAAAUUAGUGUGAAAUAUGAUAGUUUAAGACAGCUGGAACAAGAUGCUAUCAACUUAGAGGAACAAUCUAGACAGGCAGAUGUCAAGGUCAAAGAAAUAAAUAACCAAAAAGCAAGACUUGUUACUGAAUUAACACAGCUCAUAAAGAACUGUGUAUCACUGAACAUCCUCAAGGCAGAUCUGAUUCUUCAGAGCACUGCAGUGGCUGCUGAGAAGAUCAGACUAGAAACAGAGUAUAAAACAGCAAGUGGACAGCUAAAAGCCGCAGAGCAACGAUUUCGUGAACUGGAUGAUAGGAAGCGAGUUCUUGUAGAGAACUGCAAGGAAUUGCUGAAAAAAGCUCAGCAGGUCUGCAGACUGGGUCUGGAUGAACAUCUUCCAAAAGAAUUUCAAACUGCUUUUCAGGCGCUUCCGUCCACAUUGGAGGAAAUUGAUGCUUUUCUGAACGAAGAGAAAACUAGGGCCUCCUGUUUCACAGGCCUGAAUGCUUCAGUUGUUGAAGAAUAUGUUAAGCAGACACAAGAAAUAGAGCAGCUGACAGUGUAUCUAGAGGAAAAGAAAAAAGAAUUGGAUAACUAUGGGCAAAACAUUUCACAGGUCAAAGAAAGGUGGCUAAAUCCUCUGAAAAAGCUUAUUGAGCAGAUUAAUGUGAAGUUCAGUAACUUCUUUAGUGCUAUGCAAUGUGUUGGUGAAGUUGAUCUUCAUGUGGAAAAUGAGGAGGAGUAUGACAAGUAUGGGGUUCGCAUCAGAGUCAAAUUCCACAGUAGCAGUGAACUUCAUGAGCUGACUCCGUAUCAUCAGAGUGGAGGUGAGAAAAGUGUUUCCACUAUUUUGUACCUGAUGGCUCUACAGGAACUCAACAGAUGUCCUUUCAGGGUUGUAGAUGAAAUAAAUCAGGGAAUGGAUCCAAUAAAUGAGAGAAGAGUUUUUGAAAUGGUUGUGAACACUGCUUGUAAAGAAAGCACGUCUCAGUACUUCUUUAUUACACCAAAGCUCCUGCAGAAUCUUACUUACAAUGACAAGAUGACGGUGUUGUUUGUCUACAAUGGACCUUUUAUGUUGGAGUCAAUCAAAUGGAACUUCAAGGCUUUCUCUAGGCGCCGGCGGCGACUUGGAAAGAUAGCUCAACAGUGAUACAGAGAUACAUAUAUAUAGAGAUAUAUAUAAAUGUAUUCUGGUUUUGUAGAACUGUUUGGAACAUCUGGCUUUCAAGACUUCAGAUAUUGAGAAAGACGAGAACUGCAAUGAGCUGAUUAAGAACUCUGAUUCUUAAAACUUGUGUAACUGAUUUGAAGUACAUAAUUUUUUCCCAAAAAUCUUUCGUAGUGGCCUCUUUUUCCAAAGAACCUACUUUUUCUUAAUAAUAGGUUUAAAUAAAAAGGAAGUUUCAUGUAUUUUGCUCUUUUAUCAGUAGUGUACCAUCAGAAGUACAGUUAAUUUUAUAGAUUACACUGGAUUAGUUUUGUGCCUGGGUUUUUCAUUUUUUGUUUUGGAAUUUAGAAAAAAAAUUGCUUUUGAUAAUAGUGUUUCCUUAACACUAAGUAAAGUAUAUUCUCUGAAAUUUUCCUAUUGAAAUAAAAACUUUAAAUGAAGAACAUUUGUAGGAAGAUAAUAGUUUGUAAGUAGAUGUGUAUUAAUUUUUGUUUUGUGAAAACACCUGAAAUUAGUAUAAAGAAUGUAUUAUUUCUAUAGUAAUCUACUAUAUUAUUGUUAUUUAUUAUUUUUGCACUAAUAUUCUCUUUUGUAUUCCUGGAAAGAUAUGGUCUUUAUUUUUCUACCGUGUCUCUCAACAAGAAGAUUGACAAAGAGACAGGUGUUUUUUUAGCAAUAAGCUGGUUAACUUGCAAAAGUAAAACUAAGCAAUAUGUAACUUUUUUAUUGCUUUUAUAAAGUAAAACUUGAUAUGUUUUUGAUAAUA
Melopsittacus undulatus (budgerigar) is the source of this 4032-nucleotide messenger RNA. It is a transcript of the gene SMC5, whose product is annotated as structural maintenance of chromosomes 5. The record is from RefSeq and is a predicted model, not a curated record. Gene Ontology annotation, molecular function: ATP hydrolysis activity; single-stranded DNA binding; ATP binding. NCBI's taxonomy places the organism in Eukaryota, Metazoa, Chordata, Aves, Psittaciformes, Psittaculidae. Gene Ontology annotation, cellular component: nucleus; Smc5-Smc6 complex. The coding region runs from base 36 to 3248 and encodes 1070 amino acids. Gene Ontology annotation, biological process: double-strand break repair via homologous recombination. The transcript has 24 exons.